This is a messenger RNA of Ceratotherium simum simum (southern white rhinoceros), 3277 nucleotides long. It is a transcript of the gene GALNT3, whose product is annotated as polypeptide N-acetylgalactosaminyltransferase 3. The record is from RefSeq and is a predicted model, not a curated record. Gene Ontology annotation, molecular function: polypeptide N-acetylgalactosaminyltransferase activity. NCBI's taxonomy places the organism in Eukaryota, Metazoa, Chordata, Mammalia, Perissodactyla, Rhinocerotidae. Gene Ontology annotation, biological process: protein O-linked glycosylation. Gene Ontology annotation, cellular component: Golgi apparatus.
GGCUUGGGCGGGGCAGGCGGCUGGCGCGCAGGCGCGGGACGGGGGCCUCGCCCCUGCCGACGUCGCAGGCUGGAGCUCACCUGGGAGACUCCGGGAGGAAGCGGAGCCUCGGUUCGGCCUCUCCUGGCAACGCAGGAAGCCCAGCGGGAAGGCAGGAGGCGGUGGCGGAGGAGGAGCUGGACUGAGCGGCAACUGUAGCGACAGCAACCGGGGCCGCCGCCGCCGCCACCUGCACCUGGCGCCCGGCCCACGUCCAGCGCCGCCCGGCCGCGGCUUCCCGCCGUCCCGCCUUGCCCACCCGCCAGGUAUUACAAUUUAAGGAAAACUUCUUGCCAGCAAAUCUAUGAUAAAAAAUAUAAGUAACAGAGGAAACUAUAACUGUUAUUUGUCAAGUGACAAGCUUUUAAUGUCAGAAUGGCUCAUGUAAAGCGACUAGUAAAAUUACACCUUAAAAGACAUUACCAUAAAAAGUUCUGGAAGCUUGGUGGAGUAAUUUUUUUCUUUAUAAUAUUUUUGAUUUUAAUGCAAAGAGAAGUAAGUGUUCAAUAUUCCAAAGAGGAGUCAAGGAUGGAAAAAAACAUGAAAAACAAAAACAAGGUGUUAGAUUUAAUGCUAGAAGCUGUAAACAAUAUUAAAGAUGCAAUGCCAAAAAUGCAAAUAGGAGCACCUGUCAGGCAAAACGUUGAUGCUGGUGAGAGACCUUGUUUGCAAGGAUAUUACACAGCAGCAGAAUUGAAACCCGUUCUUGAUCGCCCACCUCAGGAUUCUAAUGCACCUGGUGCUUCUGGUAAAGCAUUCAAGACAACCAAUUUAAGUGUUGAAGAGCAGAAGGAAAAAGAACGUGGAGAAGCAAAACACUGUUUUAAUGCUUUUGCAAGUGACAGGAUUUCUUUACACCGAGAUCUUGGACCAGACACUCGACCUCCUGAAUGUAUUGAACAAAAAUUUAAGCGCUGUCCUCCCCUGCCUACUACUAGUGUCAUAAUAGUUUUUCAUAAUGAAGCGUGGUCCACACUGCUUAGAACUGUCCACAGUGUGCUCUAUUCUUCACCUGCCAUACUGCUGAAGGAAAUCAUUUUGGUGGAUGAUGCUAGUGUAGAUGAGUAUUUACAUGGUAAACUAGAGGAAUAUAUAAAACAAUUUUCUAUAGUAAAAAUAGUCAGACAAAGAGAGAGAAAAGGUCUGAUCACUGCACGGUUGCUAGGAGCAACAGUAGCAACAGCUGAAACGCUCACAUUUUUAGAUGCUCACUGCGAGUGUUUCUAUGGUUGGUUAGAGCCUCUGCUGGCCAGAAUAGCAGAGAACUACACUGCCGUCGUGAGUCCAGAUAUUGCAUCCAUAGAUAUGAACACGUUUGAAUUCAACAAACCUUCUCCUUAUGGAAGUAACCAUAACCGUGGAAAUUUUGACUGGAGCCUUUCAUUUGGCUGGGAAUCACUUCCUGAUCAUGAGAAGCAAAGAAGGAAAGAUGAAACCUACCCAAUUAAAACACCCACUUUUGCAGGAGGCCUUUUUUCCAUAUCAAAAGAGUAUUUUGAAUAUAUUGGAACUUACGAUGAAGAAAUGGAAAUCUGGGGAGGUGAAAAUAUAGAAAUGUCUUUCAGAGUAUGGCAAUGUGGUGGGCAGUUGGAGAUUAUGCCUUGCUCUGUUGUUGGACAUGUUUUUCGCAGCAAAAGCCCUCAUUCCUUUCCAAAAGGCACUCAGGUGAUUGCUCGCAACCAAGUUCGCCUUGCAGAAGUCUGGAUGGAUGAAUACAAGGAAAUAUUUUAUAGGAGAAACACAGAUGCAGCAAAAAUUGUUAAACAAAAAUCAUUUGGUGAUCUUUCAAAAAGAUUUGAAAUAAAGCACCGCCUUCAAUGUAAAAAUUUUACAUGGUAUCUGAACAAUAUUUAUCCAGAAGUAUAUGUGCCAGACCUUAAUCCUGUUAUAUCUGGAUAUAUUAAAAGCUUUGGUCAGCCUCUAUGUCUGGAUGUUGGAGAAAAUAAUCAAGGAGGCAAACCAUUAAUUUUGUAUACGUGUCACGGACUUGGGGGAAACCAGUACUUUGAAUACUCUGCUCAACAUGAAAUUCGGCAUAACAUCCAGAAGGAAUUAUGUCUUCAUGCUGCUCAAGGUCUCGUUCAGCUGAAGGCAUGUACCUACAAAGGUCACAAGACAGUUGCCACUGGAGAACAGAUAUGGGAGAUCCAGAAGGAUCAACUUCUAUAUAAUCCAUUCCUAAAAAUGUGCCUUUCAGCAAAUGGAGAACAUCCAAGCUUAGUGUCAUGCAAUCCAUCAGAUCCACUCCAAAAAUGGAUUUUUAGCCAAAAUGAUUAAGUGUUCCUUAAAAUUAAGGAGUUGAAAAAGGAGAUAUUCUUUCUGAUAAAACUGUGACUAGGCAUACACUGUAGUUUUUGAAAAUUAUGCAAAAGCAGCUAAUUAUAACUUAUUCCAAGUGCAUUUUUCUUAUUUAUAUCUUAAAAUGUCUAUGUAGCACUGCUACAGAAAUCCCUUAAGUUUCCGUUUCAAAGCACAAUAGCUAAUAAUACCAAAGACUAUUUUGAAAUAUCCAGAUGUAGGGGAAGAGAUGUUUACAGUAUGAUGAAAGUAAUUUUCCAAAUAAACUGAUAUUUGUGUGUUUUGUACACUUGAGGAUAUGCAUAGCUACCUUCACACACUGAUGAUUUAAAAUAUUUCUUCUAGUUUUUUGGGGGGUGGGAGAAAGAUUUGAUACUGUAUUUUUUUAACUACAUAGAAAUGGAUCAAUGAAGGUCAAACAUUGGCUUUUGUGUACAAACCAGGAAAUUUUUAUAGAUCUAGAAUUUAUUAUAUAAAAAUACAGGUAAACUUAUUUUGCCUUAUGUUUCCUUAAACAUGAAAUUAAAUGAAUAAGGAGAAGAAUAUUUUUAACAUUUCACUUUCUUGGCAAAUUUUACAAUAUUUUUUAGUCUGAAGCCCACUUGACCUGAAGCACUUAAGUCUUCCUUAAAAGACAUUUCUUAAAUAACUAUACUGUGUGUUUUCCCAAAGCAAUUAAAAAACAAUUUAUAAGUUACUGUCUAUUGAAAAGUUGUCCUUUUCCUUUCUCCUAGUCUUUUUUCUUGUCAAAAUUCACCAAUCUUGAAUGUUUGUGAAAUUGAAUUUCAAAUGCAGAAUACCUGACUCAUUUAAAGCUAAAUUUUAUAUGUUACUGUUUCAGUUAUAGAUUGUCUUGGUAAUGAAUUUUUUCUCAUCAAAAAAAUAUUUCUUAUUUCUAUCUAUUUGGAAAACACAAUAAAACAAAUCCUUUUCACUAUUG